AUGGCAGUCAGACUGUGUGAUGUGGCUUCUCUGCUUAGAAGUGGUUCGUGGGCAGCAGAGCCUUGGACUGGGCAGGUAAUUGCUGCCAUGGAAACCCAACUGUCUAAUGGACCAACUUGCAAUAACACAGCCCAUGGCUCAGCCACCAUAAACAAUUGCUCAUCACCAGUUGACUCUGGGAACACAGAAGACAGCAAGACCAAUUUAAUAGUCAACUACCUUCCACAGAACAUGACACAAGAGGAGCUGAAGAGUCUGUUUGGCAGCAUUGGUGAGAUAGAAUCCUGCAAGCUUGUCAGGGACAAAAUAACAGAAGGACAGAGCUUGGGUUAUGGUUUUGUGAACUACGUUGAGCCCAAGGAUGCCGAAAAAGCUAUCAACACUCUGAAUGGAUUGAGACUUCAAACUAAAACCAUAAAAGUUUCCUAUGCGCGACCAAGUUCAGCUUCUAUCAGAGAUGCGAAUUUGUACGUUAGUGGACUUCCAAAAGCAAUGACCCAGAAAGAACUGGAACAGCUCUUUUCCCAAUAUGGACGCAUUAUUACUUCUCGUAUUUUGGUGGAUCAAGUCACCGGGGUGUCCCGGGGCGUGGGAUUUAUCCGGUUUGACAAGCGAAUUGAAGCAGAAGAAGCUAUCAAGGGCUUGAAUGGCCAGAAGCCUGCAGGUGCCACAGAGCCCAUCACUGUAAAGUUUGCUAACAAUCCAAGCCAAAAAAACAAUCAGGCCAUCCUUUCCCAGCUGUACCAUUCUCCAAACAGAAGGUAUCCAGCACCUCUAGCUCAGCAGGCUCAACGUUUUAGGUAA
Molecule: messenger RNA, 804 nt
Organism: Phaethon lepturus (White-tailed tropicbird)
Lineage: Eukaryota; Metazoa; Chordata; Aves; Phaethontiformes; Phaethontidae
Product: ELAV-like protein 2
Exons: 6
Coding region: 1-804 (267 amino acids)
Cellular component (GO): ribonucleoprotein complex
Molecular function (GO): RNA binding
Source: RefSeq, a predicted model, not a curated record